Molecule: messenger RNA, 1473 nt
Organism: Amorphotheca resinae ATCC 22711
Lineage: Eukaryota; Fungi; Ascomycota; Leotiomycetes; Helotiales; Amorphothecaceae
Exons: 1
Coding region: 51-1157 (368 amino acids)
Biological process (GO): mitotic sister chromatid cohesion
Cellular component (GO): NatA complex
Molecular function (GO): acyltransferase activity, transferring groups other than amino-acyl groups
Source: RefSeq, a predicted model, not a curated record
CCCCCCCCCGGCAGGAGUCUUGACUGGUUCAAGGGCUUCUUCCUGCAACAAUGGAUCUCAAUGCCUCGUCGAGUGCGAUCCCCCGCGGCCAACCCUCAAUACGCUCUUUCUUCCGGCCCAAGAACCCUAACUACGUGCCGCCGCCAGUGCCCCUGAGCUCCCAAUCCUCCGCAUCACAUCUUCUCCCCUCGGAUUCAAGGAGUGUUCCAAAUACUACGCCCCAAGGUCAAAAUCUCUUGCCUCAACCGACCUCAAAUCUCACAGGAGACCCCGCUCUACCUCCACAAGCGAACAUCUCCCCCGUUCAGCAAGACCACAUCCAACCCCUGCGCCGAAUAAACUCCCUUCUUCUGCCGAUAGCCUACCCCGACUCGUUCUACCAUAAAAUCCUCGAGCCCUCACCCGUGAACUUCUCCCGCGUAAUCCUCUGGACCGAUCCCCACUCCAAGGACACAAAGGUGGUUGGUGGAAUUGUAUGCCGCUUGGAUCCUUCACUUGCCCCCGGCUCCACUCCUCAAUCCCCUCAAAUAUUGGAAGGGAGCUAUGACAUUUAUAUCCAAUCCCUUGUCUUACUGUCGCCUUAUAGAGAAAAGGGAUUGGCCGCUGCGGCGCUCAAGAGCGUGAUCGAUGCCGCGAUACGACAGGAUAGGAUAAGGAUAAGGGAACUGUACGCACAUGUAUGGACUGAAAACAUGGAGGCGUUGGAAUGGUAUCCCGCCCGAGGAUUCAAGAGGGAUGAACUGGUUUUGAAUGGGUAUUACAAGAGGUUGAAGCCAGAUACUGCGUGGAUCUUCCGCCGAAAGCUGGUUCCCUCGGACCACUUAUCCCACCCCUCAGUGACGCAGCCUAUUUCUCCACCAGCCCCUCCAACGUUGGCAAAAGCAGCAUCCGCACCACCUCGACCAACCGUCCCACCAUCAGCCACAAACCCUAGACCAGACAAUAUCCCCCACACGAAGUCAUUUCAGGACAGGAGACCGGAUAGGGAAUGGAAUGAUCUGCCAGAAGAUGUGUUAGGUAACCCUUUACUUAAGCCUCCGAGUUUAAAGAGUGGCGACGGAAGUGCAGCAAGCUCAAGAAGCAGUUCAAAAAAUGGAGUAGAGGGCAAAGGGAAGAAGAAAGGGAGGGCGUACCCGGCUGCUGCAUUUGGGUCGUGACCCGUGCCUCCCUGAUACGAUAAUCUUCGGCCUUCCUGAUCAGAAGUCUAAAGCUUGAGGGGCUGGUAGUAGCGUUGGUAGUGUCACUUCAGUAUGAGCAGAACGAAUGAGAGGAGAUGAGAUGAGGUAUGAGAUGUGCAAGAUAUUUGUCUGCAUUGACGAGGCGUUACUUGGAGAAAAGAUGGGUGGGAUUAAAGGAGGCAUAAGUGUUGUAUAUAUAUCUAUCUAGACCUACAUCGGAAGUUAUGGUCAGGCCGCAUUAUAGACAAGUCAGGAUGAACAGGCAUCAAAUUGACUUGACGAUUUUACAUUUCCA